Pipistrellus kuhlii (Kuhl's pipistrelle) is the source of this 718-nucleotide messenger RNA. It is a transcript of the gene TRAPPC5, whose product is annotated as trafficking protein particle complex subunit 5. The transcript is spliced from 3 exons. Lineage: Eukaryota; Metazoa; Chordata; Mammalia; Chiroptera; Vespertilionidae. Gene Ontology annotation, biological process: endoplasmic reticulum to Golgi vesicle-mediated transport. The record is from RefSeq and is a predicted model, not a curated record. Gene Ontology annotation, cellular component: TRAPPIII protein complex; TRAPPII protein complex; TRAPPI protein complex. The coding region runs from base 114 to 680 and encodes 188 amino acids.
AGGGCCGCAGUUCCCGGACCCCUCCCCCGCCGACGGCCGAGCUCCUAGCGCCGGGAUGGAGGGUCAGAGCGCCCCCCUGGGGCUCCCUUAAACCGCGGGUCUAAGGCGGCGGCAUGGAGGCGCGCUUCACGCGGGGGAAGUCGGCGCUGCUGGAGCGCGCGCUGGCGCGGCCCCGCACAGAGGUGAGCCUGGGCGCCUUCGCGCUGCUCUUCUCGGAGCUGGUGCAGCACUGCCAGAGCCGCGUCUUCUCCGUGGCCGAGCUGCAGGCGCGCCUGGCCGCGCUGGGCCGCCAGGUGGGCGCGCGCGUGCUGGACGCGCUGGUGGCCCGCGAGAAGGGCGCCCGGCGCGAGACCAAGGUGCUGGGCGCCCUGCUCUUCGUCAAGGGCGCCGUGUGGAAGGCGCUCUUCGGCAAGGAGGCCGACAAGCUGGAGCAGGCCAACGACGACGCGCGCACCUUCUACAUCAUCGAGCGGGAGCCGCUCAUCAACACCUACAUCUCGGUGCCCAAGGAGAACAGCACGCUCAACUGCGCCAGCUUCACCGCGGGCAUCGUGGAGGCGGUGCUCACGCACAGCGGCUUCCCCGCCAAGGUCACGGCGCACUGGCACAAGGGCACCACGCUCAUGAUCAAGUUUGAGGAGGCCGUCAUUGCCCGAGACCGGGCCCUGGAGGGCCGCUGACCCCGCGGGAAAUAAAUAAAGGAUGUGAGCGCACCCUU